This is a messenger RNA of Neolamprologus brichardi, 1449 nucleotides long. It is a transcript of the gene npffr1l2, whose product is annotated as neuropeptide FF receptor 1 like 2. Gene Ontology annotation, biological process: cellular response to hormone stimulus; regulation of MAPK cascade; regulation of adenylate cyclase activity. The record is from RefSeq and is a predicted model, not a curated record. NCBI's taxonomy places the organism in Eukaryota, Metazoa, Chordata, Actinopteri, Cichliformes, Cichlidae. Gene Ontology annotation, cellular component: plasma membrane. Gene Ontology annotation, molecular function: peptide binding; neuropeptide receptor activity; opioid receptor binding.
AUGGAUAUUCUGGACAUUGUGGACGAAGACGAGAUGGCACUUGAGGGCUCAAACAUUACAUCCAUUGUUUUAAACACCAGCCUAGAUGGUGUAUCCAAUGUCACCAACAUUACCUUUUCCCCUUACUAUCAGCACUCUCUGUAUGUGGCUGCCAUCUACACCCUGGCUUACUCCUUCAUCUUUCUGCUGUGUAUGGUGGGUAACAUCCUGGUGUGUCUCAUCGUACUGGAAAACCGUCGUAUGCGCACGGUCACCAACCUCUUCAUCCUCAACCUGGCUAUCAGUGACCUGCUGGUGGGGAUCUUCUGCAUCCCUACAACACUGGUGGACAACCUCAUCACAGGUUGGCCCUUCUCCAACACGGUGUGUAAGAUGAGCGGCUUUGUGCAGGGCGUGUCAGUGUCUGCAUCAGUCUUCACCCUUGUGGCUAUUGCUGUUGAAAGGUUUCGCUGUAUUGUGUACCCACUACAACCCAAGCUGACGGUGUUCGUUGCCAAAUUAGCCAUCGCCUCGAUCUGGGUGUUAGCUGUGGCCUUCAUGUGUCCUGCUGUAGUUGCCCUGACUGUGGAGAAAGUCCCUUUCCAUUACAUGAUAUAUAAUAACAACUUCAAUCAGACAUUGCCCUUGUACACCUGCUACGAAAACUUUGCCAACCCUCGGAUGAGAAAUGUCUACACAGUGGUUUUGUUUGCACACAUCUACCUGCUGCCCCUCACAGUAAUCUCACUGAUGUACAUAAGCAUUGGAGUCAAACUGUGUUCUUCUGUGUUUGCAAACAACGAGCCGCACCUGGCCAAUGCUACAGUCCAGGAAGGAGGCAGGAGACACGCUCAUCCGAGGGUAUCGAGGAAAAAGAUAAAGGUGAUAAAGAUGCUCAUUGUGGUAGCUUUGCUUUUCAUGUUGUCCUGGUUGCCUCUCUGGACCCUCAUGAUGAUAACAGACUAUGCAGACUUGGAUGGGAACCAGCUGGACCUUCUGACCAGCUACAUCUUCCCCUUCGCACACUGGCUGGCUUUCUCGAACUCCAGCGUCAACCCCAUCAUCUAUGGCUACUACAAUGAGAAUUUUAAGAGGGGCUUCGAGGCGAUAUGCAAGUCCAGGCCUUUUUGCUGCGUUGUGCAGAGCCAGCUGUGGAGCAGAAUUGUUGGGUGGAGGAGGAAAAGAAGGUCUGUGCAAGCACCUUGUGAAGGUACUGCUUCUAGAGAAGUUGUUAAUCACAACCAUUUUGUGUUGGGACUAAGAAAUCGAGUCCAUAAUGACAACAAGUUGAAUGACACGGCUGAGGUGAAUAGGAGUGCGAGAGUCGAGUGUGCGGUGGUCCACUCGGGAAGGGCGCUUACGGAUCAAGAGUUAGAAAUGACUGCUGUCAAUAAGAAAAGCAGUAAUGAAAAAGAAUCAGAAAAAGUUAGUUCACUGGCAAUUUCACCGUAUCAGGUGUGGGAUAACUGA